AUGCUUUCAAAUAGAAGAAGCAAGGUCACAACUAAAUCGAGCAGUCAUCAGAGAAAAUAUGGCAGAAAAAUAAUGAAUCCCUCAUCAAGAACUGCAGAUAAGAGCAAUCUUAGAAGAGGAACGUGCAAACAAGGGGGUAUUAUUGAAGGUGACUUACAGGGCAGUAAAGACAGCGGUUUUGCAGAACAGGAACACAUAUCCACUGGACAUGAACUGACUAGCUACUCCACUUUAAUGUCUGUAAAUAAUAGCAACGAUAGAACAUCUAUCUGUAAAAAUGAUUUCAUUAGAAUUGAAGAAAAUCAAAGCAAGAACAACUCAGACUAUUCGCUCAAAACAAUAGAACAGGAGAUUACCAAUGUCACCAAGUGCGAACAAUCAAAUAUUGCGGAUGAUAUGAAUGAAUUUGAGGAACAGGACUUUGAAGAGGUUGAUAUUAUGUCUGGUGACAAAGACAAUGUUUUCCUAGAGAAUGACAACUUAAGCCAAGGAAGCAAUGGGUCUGAAAGCUACCCUGAAUCUGCACUCGUCUCUUCUGUGGGUUACCAUAAUGUAGCAGGACAUUCUUCCCAAACAUACGAGGAGUUUCAACUAGAUCUGAGCGAAAAUGACGACGAGGCCUUAAAGGAGGAGUUGAUGCAUAUUUUUGAAAGAGAGAGAAUGGCUAUAGAGAUGUAUUUCAAGAACAAAAUGGAGGAACGUUUGCGCGUAUUCAGAAGUAGACAGCUAGAGUACGAGGAAACAACACGAGCGGAAAAGAUAGAGCUUGAGCAUAAUGUUUCAAUCGAGAAAAUGGAAAUGCAGAAUACGUUUGCAAAAGAGGUCGCCAAACUGACGCAUACAUUCAACGAGGAGAGACAACAGUUGGAGGUGUAUUACAAAGAAAAGUUGAAAGACCUAAGGGAAAAUAUUGAAAUCGAAAAAAAGAAUAUGGAUGAGAAAUCCUCUAAAGAGAAAAUUGAGUUUAAGGAAAAUCUCGAAGCCGAAUAUCAGGCGAUGGUCAGGAAAGAAGUCGCUCAUGAAAAGAAAGAAGCAGUCCAAGAAAGAUCAGAAUUGGAAGCACGUUUCUACCGUGAAAAAUUAGAGCUUGAAAAUUGCUACACCCUUAAGUUGACCGAAGCUGAAACAAGUCUGCAAAAACUUAAGGCAGAAUUUAAGGCAAAUUUAGUAGAAGAAAGAAUGCGAAUGGAAAAACAAACACAGGAUAAUAUAAGAGAAAUUGACGCUAAGCUAAAGGAAGAGAGCCAACUGAUACACGAUAAGGAAAAAGAGUUGGAGCAACAGAAAGAGAUGUAUGCCAACGAAGAUUCCUUUAACAAGAAAGAAAAUGAACGGCUUAGGAAUGACAUCGAUGCUCUUCGACGAGAAGUAGAUGACAAAAACCGAGAAAAUAUGCAACUUAAAUCUAUGGAAGAAAAGGUGAAGCUAAGAGGACGCGAAGGGAUGGAAGGAAAGCUGAGAGAUGAUUUUGAGAGACUGUUAUCAGAGCACAAGUUAGAACUGGACAAGAGUUAUGAAAAAGACAAACAGAAGCUUGAUGAAACCUUACAAUCCGAAAGACGACAAAUAAAGGAGGAGAACGAUAAAGAGAAAGAGAAAAUCAAGGCAGAGCAAGAAGAAAUAAGAAUUACAAGGGAAAGACUUCAAGCUGAUGAAAAGUCCUAUCCAGAGAGAGAACAGCAGUACAGGCCUGAGAAUGAAUCAGUGAUGUAUUCUCUAGGUGGCUAUCAGGCAAGUGGUCAUGGACAGCACGAUAGAAAGACCAAACCGAGGAGUGUAGGCCAAUGGGCAGUACCAUCUGGCAGUGUAGAGAUUGGUCUCGCGCACAGAACAUCAUAUAGAGAAAACCAGCGUCAAAACCUAGAUGUCGGUACACUAGAUGAAGAGCCUUUUAGUGAAAAUCCACUUGAAUCGACAAGUGGAGCAAAAGGUUUUGUUUCAUCCUACAAACUGUCUACUGAUGUUGGUCAUCCAUAUAAGGGAGCACCGUCCACGCAACAGCAACAGGAACCAGGUCAAUACAGUCUUGGUGAUUCUUCCUCAGCUGGUUUCCUAAAGGAAUAUCCCACUGGAAAGUCGCAAUUUCACAUCACUUUUGACUACCACGAGAAAACAGGGCUCCCAAAAACCCAGCCCUCUGAACAAAAGCCUGAGACUGAAGUUAACUAUCAAUUCGGGCCGGGAGCCAGUUCACGUCACCGAGUAGUUUCAGAAGAACGUGAACUGAUAGCCGAAUUGAGAGCAUUAAAAAGCGAGCACGAAGGUUUGAAAGCGAAGAUUGCAGCUUUGGAAGAGAACAUAGAACUGCAUAAAAGAUAUAAGAAGGAGGCAAAGGCAGAAAUGGAAAGGCUUCUAAAAGAGAACGAAGAAAAAGAUCUCAAAAUACAGCAUUUAACUCAGGAGAUUAAAAACAUGACAGAAAAAAAGGCCAGCGAAGUAAAAGCAGAUAUCCAAUAUGAAGGGUCAGAGUUAAAAUUACACACUAGUAACGACGGGGAAACACUGGCUCACACAGAGACCAGAGAAAUGGAGGGGAGACUAAAAGGAUUGGAGGUACAUGCAGUAAGAGCUGAUAAGAGAGCAAAAGAAUAUGACGUGAGCAUUAGAGACACCGAGAAACAGAGCAAGGAGAAAAGAAAGGAAAAUGAUUUACAAGAUGAAUGGAAUUCAUCGAGUCGACAGAAGGUAAAGAUAAAUAUCACUAAACCCUCGGACGUACAAGUGUGUGUGUGUGGGGGGGGGGUUGAUGCCACCCCCCCAUAAGGUAUUUCUGAGUUUUUUUUCCUAGAGGAUAAAACAUCAGUGCCUGACGUUUUCAGUAGCUGUUCGUUCAUCCCUCGCGCACAUUUUAAGACACGUUUCGUGAUGAUCAGUUGCUAUGGUUACUUAUGACGUGACGUCAUAAGUAGCAGGUGGUCAAGCCAAUUUUGGGUGAAAAUAUAAGUUUUUUUUAAACUUCUUUCAACAAUCAAAGUAAAUCUUGUGGCUAAAAUCAUGCAAAGUGCUUAUUUAUGUUAUUUGUCAUUUAAAACACAAAAAAUUACCAUUUCUCUCAGGUUUAACCUGAUUUCUAAUUCUAAGUAAAAUCCAAGAUGGCCACCAUUGUUGGUGACGUCACAGGUCCCCAGCAGCGCCACCACCCCUAAAAUAUACCUCAUCUUUUUAAGAAGAUCAAAAGCUUUCCACUAAGGGUAAAAUCGUUUCAAAAUACUGCAACGUAUCAAAAACUCAGGGGAGGGGCUCCAUCCACUCCCCCUUGUACCAAGGUGGGGGUAUGAAUUUGCAUGUACGUGCGAGGGUUAAAUUUCUAAAAGAAAAGCCCUUUCCCUUUAGAAAAUGGAAGGGGAGAGAAGCGUUUCAAUGUUAUCCGCUGUCAGCGCCAUGUAAGAGGGGAGGAUGCAUAAAUGACAUUCUGAAGUGUGAUUAACCGGAGUCAGGGCCUUUUCUGAGGGGAGAAUAGAGGAGCCUUUAAGAUAGAUGAAAUGAAAUGCGAGGCUUCAUCUGAACACAAUUCAAACAAUAAAUGAAGUAUAAUAAGAGUUGCACCUAAAAGGUACUUUCCUCAAUUUCCGGCAUUUUACAGCCGUAAUUACCAGAAACGGCAUGACUGUGUAAGGCAAAUAACUUACACCCUUUCUCAUUUUAGGACAAACUACGCUACGAUUCUGUGUCUACAAAUGGUUCACAAGAUUCCUAUUAUAAGGUGAGUUUUACAAGUGACUAUUCCUGGUUUGCACAAGUAGUUACAAAAAGGUAAAAAUAAUUUUCAUGAGAAAGCGUUAGGAAUUCUUCAUGCCCAGGGAGGCACAUUUUUCAGAUGGGACAAUGAAACAGAUCUGUAUUCUGUCAUCAGAUAUCGAAUUCAAUUAAAAGCAUCCAUAUUUUUUUUCUUUUGUCUUUUUCACAGCUUUAUUGGGUGCUCCUCUAUCUGUAUAAAUUUAUAACACAACACACACACACACACACACAAAAAAAGAAGCAAAAACCCAAAAGGGGUAGGUGCAACGGGACUAACGUCCCAUGCGAGGAACCGCCCCUAGAUUAAGACCUAGGUUAAAAAAAAUAAAAUGAGUGCACGAACAUUCGUACAAAAAAUAAAAUAAAUUACGAGUGGCAUGGGCACGUAGGGACUAGUGUCCACGUGCAGGGGUAAUUGAUUUCAUGUACCCGCGAAAGGUAAUUUGCGAACAAAAAGUUGAAAGGCAGUAGGCGAGGAAAAACUGGUUGGGGGUGCUAGCUUACAAACAUAGUUCCAUAGUUUAACAAUACGGUUAAAGUACGAGGCCUGCAAAGACGAUGUUUUGGAAAAAGGGGUAAGAAGAUUAAAGGAGUUACUUAGUCUUGUACGAUCAUGAGAAACAAAAGAUAAUCUGCGUUGAGUGAAAAUACUUUGAAAACGCGCCGUGUUAACGCUCCAAAAAAACAAACCAUUAAGUCUUUAUCUUCACAGGAUCUACAGGAGGCCAUGGAGCGUUUGACCCCCUUUGUGAAACUGGCAAACAUGCUAGAAAUUUGAUGAACUAAGUUCACGCAAACUGAAUCCCAAAAUUCACUGUGCUUGAAUGACGCAGUUUCGGCCGUCUUAUCUUCAAAUUUUUACUGGAAAGUUCCCUUUGUUGGAAAUUUAUUAUCAAUUAUUUUUCUUGUGCGGUACUUGUAUUGACCAAUAGAGAAGGAGUUUGGACAUUUCAGCCAAGUGAAUCAUCUAAACACGCUCACUUCCCACCAGAAAAGUGCUCAUCUGAAUGUCGACACGACAAACUACUAAGAACCCUGGACACCCUCCCUUCGUUAAAAAAUUCUUUUUUACGCCCCCUCCCCCCUCAUUGUUUUUGUUUUUUUGUUUUUUAACCUUUUGUUAUAUAUUUCUUUUUUACUCCAAUUUUUCUUAUAACCAUUUAUGUCGCCGGCUAAAUACGAAGCUACUUUGCGGGAGAAGGAUCAACUUCUUCAAGUCGUCAAAGACUUGAAAGUGAAGAUCAAUGAUCUUCAGGAAAAGCAGGCCUCAGAACUUCGUAACAGUAGGGUAAAAAGCUUCGACUCUCGUUCCUAAAAGUUUUAGAUGCAUCAGGUUUUUCCUUACAGAUAUUUGGCGUUAUACGUGGCUAAUCAGUUUUUCGAUCCGCUUUUUUUCCUUUUCAGCCUGUAGAAAGGUCACAAGAGAAGAAUGGUGAAACUGAAAGACUCAAACAGUUGGUAACAGAGAAUUCAUCCCUUAAGGAAAGAACAUCAGAGCUUCAAAAUCAGCUUACUCGUCUUCUGGAAAAAUUAAAAUCUGAGAAAGAAAAAGUGAGAUUUUUCGUUUUUGCUUCUUUGGUUUGUUUUGUUUUGGUGUGUUUUUACCAAUGAUAUCCCAUCUAAUGGAAAAAACUUAAAUGCUACUAACACUAACAUGUUAUAGGAGAAACGAAAAAAGACUCCUAAGAAUGCUAUCAAUUCAUACGCAUCUACAAUCAGUGAAUAGAAAGAACUGCCAUAUAAAGGCCCUUCCAUUUCAACUUUGUAGUCGCAGAAUAGGACAUUUUGGAAAGGAGGUGUUUUCAGUCGGUCAUUUAGCCAGUUUAUGAAUUCUAUUAGCAACCCGGUAAAUGAGUAUUUCCCAUAGUCGGCCUUUAGCGUAAUGUGAAAGCUAACUGUCACAAAAUUUAUCCACUUUUCAAUGAUUGCAGGCUGCCUUUCUUGAAACCAAGUUACCUUCCCACGAGCUCAAAACGUUUUACAAUAUAGAGGAAAUGGAGAAAAGACUCAGAAGGACUGGUCGAGAGCUUUCGGGAACUCAAGAAAACCUGGACUCUGCUACGUUGAGGAGGAUCGAAAAAGAAAUUCUCACCAUUGGUGACAUUGUGAAAACCCAGUAUGGAGACAGAAGUUUUGGUCACGUGUAUUAUAGAUCAACCAAUGAGGCCGAAGCACGUGCUACUCAGCUGGAAGUCGAGAAGAAACAAUUGGAGAUGAAGCUACAAAUCGCGCGAGAAGCCAUGAGUGAAUACGUCAAACGUUUAAAUGAAAAGGUAAGUGCAUGGCGAGAAAUGCAACAUUAGAUAAUCAUGGAUGGUAAAAAGACUGGGGUUUCUUACCAUAUAUACGCUUUAAUGCAAGUGUAACACAGAGUGCAAUAAGCAUAUUGUUUUUUAUUAUAUACAUACUGAGAAAUACUCACCAAAAAGCUAUGUCGUAAAUUUUCGUACGCAAAUGAGUUCUAGCCAAUCAGAGGAGCGAACGAUGGUUUUCACACGUGAAAAAAAUGAUACGUCCAAUCAGAAUCGCGAACGAUGUUUUUUCACGUGUGAGAAAAAUGAUACGUCCAAUCAGAAGCCACAGAGGUGUGUGAGUUUCGCGCCAAAAUUCCCGCCUUUUAUUGCAGCUUUCAGCGCCGCUUGGCACACAUUCAACGAGAAAAGUUUUACUUAAAGAGUUUUUCUCACUAAAAAAGUGAAAAACAUUUCGGAAAUGGAGUGGAAUAGUUUCGUUUGUUUCACUGUCCAUAAAGAAAGCGGUAGACAGCCGGCGAAACAACAGCGGAAAGGGAAAAACAGAACGAGACGUAAGCUUUUGUUGUGCUUUUUGUCGGAGCUACUUUGCCUUCAUUUAAGCUUAAGCUUAUAUUGAAACCGGCCAUUUUACUUAAAUUCACUCAUUUUCAAUUGUGCAUUGAGAACAAACAGUUAAGAUUACUUAUAGUUCUUGGAUUACCCCAUAAUCUUACCGUCAUUUAUGUUUUUAACAAACGUUUUUACCAAAAAGCUGAUACUUCGUUUUCGUUGUCAUUUUGCGGUAAGUGUGUAGCGGCAAAUUUUAGCAUUUUUGAAAGAUUUAAAAUAAAAAGGCCGCCAAAAUGAUGAAUGUCUCAAUAUGUAUAUAAUAAACACAAUACCACAUGGAAAGUGCUGGCGUACGGUAUUUACGCACUCGUUGUUUUUGUAUCAGAAAUCUUACUCGUUCGCUGCGCUCACUCGUUCGAUUUCUGAUACGUCAACAACUCGUGCGUAAAUACCGUACGCCAGCACUUUCCAUGAAGUAUUCUCUAUAUGUUAAUCCCCUGAUACGAAUACAUGUACAUCCUGCUCACAUUGGGGGUGGCUCCUCCUAAAACGUUCUGAAAUUGUUGCAAGUUUAAACGAAGCCGAUACCAAUUGUGGAAUUGCAAGCAGUUUAGACAUGAUUUUUAAAGGGUUACUGUAUUUAGAGGGGGGAAGCUCAUUCCCAGUCGCGCGUGUCUCGUGUCUGGCGCUCCUCGCUCGCUUCUUACUAGGUUUCGCUCCAUUGUUACGUAUGCAACCUUUAAUACGCUAUAAAUCUGAACAGUGAGAAGUUAUAGAAAUCAUUAUAAAUCAUACCUUUAUCCUCGAUUCAUUCGUUGAUUUAUAUUGCUGCGGGGUAUUCUCAUAAGUAAUCCUGAAACAAAGAAUCCCCGAACAAAAUUGUUUCAAUCUAGAACACGUUGUCCUUAGUUACUAGCCUUUAACAUGAGAAAACAAUUUUUACUCGUAAAAGGUUUGUAAAGUUGGAGUUAAUUUGUAAACCAGCACCUGAACCAGUUUGUUUUAGUAAAGAAAAGCAGUUUUGUUUUUGGAAACAAAAGCAGAAAUUUGGGUGAAGUGAUGUUCUGGCUUCCGCUUAAUUUCAUAAACUAAAAACAAGAGAUUUUUCUCUUACUUAACAAUAAGUUGCAAUUAAAAGGCCCGUGUAAAAGUCCUUUCUUGUCGCUUUGUGAAAAUCGACAAUUUCUGACAAUUAAAUUAAGAUUCGUCAAUGUUGGAAGUCUUUUUUCAAUGAAUAAUAGAGGCUUGGUUUUCCUUUGUUGAUAAAGCUGUGUUCCGUACGAGACAUACCACAUAAAGAACAUGUUGAAGACAUUAAGAUAAACGCUUUUAACGUCCCAUCGAGCUACCAUAAACGGUACAAAGGAAUGCGCAGCUCAUAGAUUAACGCGUCAACUCUCCUUACUUUUCGCACAGUUUACACUCAUGACGUACGCAAAAAUGCAUGAGCAACCGAGCAGACACGCGAAUAAGUCUUCAAGUCACACCCAAAUCAAAUUUCUCUUGAAUUGCUGGAAGUCAGUGAGACAGUUGUAUCAAGUGAUUUUGGAAACCAAACAUCCCAAUAUAUAUAUAUAUAUAUAUAUAUAUAUAUAUAUAUAUAUAUAUAUAUAAAUACUUGUAUUCUGGGUAGAACGUAUUCCGUAGAGCGCUCAAUUCAUUUAAUUGAAGAGCAUUGACUAUUAAUAAUCACAGGAGUUCAGGCUUCAGGAGUAAUCAUUGAUCGUUUAUUGCGACAGUGCUGUUUCGUAUGGUCCGAAAUAGAUAUGAAACAGAUAUGUACUUCAGAACUCUAGAGUAACGUAACUAAGACACAAUCCAUCUGUUACCUAGAUACUAUCUCUUAACGCAUCCCUAUAUUUACUGCCAGCUUUUAAUUUUAACGGUCAAUCGUUGAAGUUGCCUGAUGAGUGUGGUCCUACAAUUUCGGACCAUACGAAACAGCACUGUCGCAAUAAACGAUCAAUGAUUACUCCUGAAGCCUGAACUCCUGUGAUUAUUAAUAUAUAUAUAUAUAUAUAUAUAUAUAUAUAUAUAUAUAUAUAUAUAUAUAUAUAUAUAUAUAUAUAUAUAUAUAUAUAUAUAUAUAUAUAUAUAUAUAUAUAUAUAUAUAUAUAUAUAUAUAGUAAUAUAAUGAAUUGAAGAUUUCAUCAGCUAUUAAAGUGCUCAAUAGGUAAACUAGAGCGAUGUGUAGAUUUGCAGAGUUGGAUUAUUUGGUCGAAGACAUUUAUUGCUACUCAGAGUUUCAUGCUCCUUGCGGAGCAAUCAUCAGGCAACUGCUAAAAAUAACGGAUACAUAUGAAGAUAUACAAAAUUUGAAAAUACAGAACAAUGCGUAGUGGCAUGACAUGCAGAAAUAUGAUUGGUUGCUAAGCGAAUACGUUCUUCAAGAGGAAUUUCUUAGAAUGUCUACAAUUAGAUAUCAGUUCGCUUCUGUUGUUCAGGGUUGACAUUUCGGGUUUACAGAUAAUAAAAUAUUUUUCCCAUAAGCAAGAGAUGUAACUUGUGUUUAUGGGAAAAAUAUUUUAUUAUCUGUAAACCCAAUAAUCCAACUCUGCAAAUCUAUAUAUAUAUAUAUAUAUAUAUAUAUAUAUAUAUAUAUAUAUCCUUAAGAUGAUGCCUUUCAUAAAACCCUUAUUUUACGGGUGACCCAAACGUGCAUUGUUUCUCCGAUUGGCCCACGAGCAAACUUUCCAUUUGGGGUAUAUCGGCAAGAGUCACGGGCGAAUGUAGCCUCCCACGCAGGCGUUUUUAGGGGAGCUCGUAUUUCUUCCCUCCCCACAAACGCCUGCUCAACGGAAAACAACAUUCCUUUCCCAAGCUUAGCCAAUCACAUUGUACUUUCCAAAUUCUGGAAAGUUGACCUGGACCGCAAGGUAAUCUGAUAAUUACUUGAUCUGCAUUAAACACUGGGAAAGCUUUCUGACCUGCAAUAAAUGUUAGAUUCAGAGCGGCAAAAAUAAGUUUUAGUCAAAAUUCAGAAUACUCCGUGCACUGCAUAUAACCUCGGAAGGAAAGAAAAGAAGGAAAACGGUAACUCUAAGGUCACGUUCAGUCGUGUGUAGCCUGUCAACACUUCAUUGCACAAUUGUUGAUUGGUCACCUACCACGCAAAUAAAACAAUGAGAAAGGAAUGUUGUUUUCCGUUGAGCAGGCGUUUGUGGGGAGGGAAGAAAUACGAGCUCCCCUAAAAACGCCUGCGUGGGAGGCUAGGGCGAAUGGCACAACAGGAGAUGCGGAUGAGUUGGGUGGAUAUCUGGAAAGCUUGCUGAGCAGGCUAGCAUUUUGCAAGUCGGAAAUCUGGGUUUUGGCCAUUGAACCAUGGAGUUUGUAUCGAUAAACGUAGCAGGAAUUAACAGAAAUAAACACCGCCAAGGUUUGAUGACACUUUCAAAAUUUACUUGUACUCAUAAAGUGAUUGGUCGAUAUUUUUGGAUUAAAAAAAGAAAAAAGAAAGAAAAAGAAAUAGCGAAUCUCGGCUAGGUUUAUCAAUAUAUCACUCCUUUGCUUAAUUUUUAAAGCUUUUUAGUACCCAGUUUUCUGAAGCGCACGUUGUGCUUCGGUCAUUUGCGCUAAUACACCAAUUUAUGAAUUAAACAAAAUUCAAACUUGGCUCCGAGGGUUUCUCCGAUAUGAAACCCUGCAUCUCAACGCUCUUUCUUUUGUCUUCACUCAUCACCCUCGAAGCCAAGUAAGAAUUUUGAAUUAUUUAAAAUUUGGUUUUGCUUGCAUAGAUGCAGGAUGUGACGAGUAUGACUGGAAUCUCCGAAGAAAUCGUCCAGGAGUUACACUCCAGGAAUAACAGCUUAAAAAAGAGUCUACAGGCCCUCGAGGAAGGGCAGAAAGUGUCUCACCUGCAGAAUGAACAACUUCAACAUCAGAAAUCAGCUCUUCAAGACCUCAUAGGCGGCUUGUGCAGAGACGAGAAGAUACCUGGUACGUCAUAUAACUCGUCAUCAAGACUCCUGGAUACCAAGCAUGACGGAAGAAGUCACGUGGCUAGAAGUACUUCACCCAGUUACCAAGACUACAGAUAUGACAACAAGUAUAGCAUAGGCUUUGAAAACAGACACCGUGCGAACGAUGACAGUGAGAGCGAAAGAAAGCUGUCAUAUAAAGAAUUACAAGAGCCCAAAAAUGAAGCAUGCAGCCGGUGUUCUAGAGUGGAUCAAUUUUCCACGGUAUUUGAGGAAUAUCCAAGCAGAUAUUCCAACUAUGAGUAUAAAGAUUUCGGACGAGUUGGCGGUCUGUAUUGA
Porites lobata is the source of this 10798-nucleotide messenger RNA. The record is from the annotation of a GenBank genome assembly. Lineage: Eukaryota; Metazoa; Cnidaria; Anthozoa; Scleractinia; Poritidae.